GUUAAUUUUAAAAAGCAAAAUUUAUAUUAAAUUACAUUAAAAAUUCAUAACUUUUUGAAGUUAGAGAAUGACUUAAGUAUUAACACAAAUAAAAAAAUGAUAAUAUAGAUUAUUGAAUAAAUUCGUUAUUUUAUUGAUAAAUUUAGUUUCUGUAAAACAACAAAGAGAUAUUGCUUUUUUACGUAAAAAUAUAUAUUCUUUUUUCCUUUAUAUCUUUUUUCUUUAACCUAAAAUACAUUUUUAACUUAAAAAAAAAGUUAAUAAAUUAGAACUUUUGUAUCUUAAACAAAGCUUAUUAAAAUUAAAAAAUAACUUGUUUAAAAUAAAUUAAGUAAAAAAGUUAUUAACUUUUAAACUAAUUACUACCCGACUCUAAUUGCAUAUACAACUGACUACAUAUUAUUAUACGUGUUUCGUUUAAGCAAAAAUGAAACAUUUUUUGCUUAUUAUAUCUAUUCUAUCGAUGGCAAUGAUAAGUUUCGGCAAAUUACUUCUCGAGUAUGAAUGGAAAUAUCUUGAUCUUCUGUGGGAGAGUCCACAGCAGAAACAGGAAGCGAUAAACUCCGGCAGAUACAACGCUAGUGCAGCUUUUUUCUACGACGUAGACAAGGCACUUGAUGGUAGAAUAUUUAUUACUGCAGUGAGAGACAAAGGUAUACCAGUUAGUGUAUUGACGAUAACUGAUAAACAGGGAGAGGGUGGUCAACUUCUGCGUCCGUAUCCCGAUUGGUCUUGGUAUAAGGAUGAUUGCAAAGGUAUUACAGGUGGCGUUUAUAAUAUAGAAAUUGUAUGCAAUCAUAUGUUCGUUGUGGAUGACGGCAGAAUUGGGGAUGAUCAAGUAUGCUCACCUCAGAUAUUAAUCUUCGAUUUAUCAACUGACAAAUUGGUUAAACGUGUUACUGUACCGAUUGAAAUUGCGCAUAAUAAAACCGGCACUGGAUUGUUAUCCUCAGUUGCCGUUUUUGUCCCACAUUGCAGAAAUGUAAAGAAUGAUGCAAUUAUAUUCACGGCAGACGUGGAAGGUGCUGGUUUAGUGAUGUAUAAUGGACCUACUUCAAAGAUGUGUAGAAUCGAAUCUGAUUUUAUGAAACAGGCGGUUGACCCUUAUUUUAUAAUAGCAAACCAGAGUUAUCUCUUGCCUGACACUAUCUAUGGUUUGGCAAUUAUUGGUAGAGACUUAUACUAUGCUACAUUGACGGGAUGCCAAAUAUAUAAGGUAGACAUUUCGAAGCUAAUAGAAUGUUCAGAAACGGAUAUUAAUCAAGCUAAUAAAGACACUCAAUCGUUUGCAAUACAAGGUCCGACAGCAAUGUUAUCGUCUAACAAGUGUACACUAUUUUUUAGCGAUGUUACAAAAACAUCUCUUAUGUGUAUGGACACUGCUAAGGAAAUUAAUUUCAAAAACAUGGAACUUGUUGCAUAUGAUCCAAAACAUUUGGAAUUUCCAAGUGGGCUGAAGAUUAGACAUGGCGAAUUAUUGGUUUUAUCAAACAGAUAUCACCUACACAUAAGUAAUAAAUUAAAUAUAAACGAGAUAAACUUCCGUUUUCUCUCAAUGCCUAUUGCGGAAAUAGAAAAGAACACAAAUUGCUUUUCUUCCUGCAAAUACUAAAGAAAAUAAUCUGCGCAUUUGUGGAUUCUCUUAAAUAAAUUUUAAGUACUUCAGAUAAUUUUAAUUUGAGAAUAUAAAAAAAUUUUCUUAAAAUUCUGCAAACUUAACUAUCCAUCUGUACACUUAUUUUCACUAACGCGGGCUGUACACUAACCCCUUUUUGUCCUGUCCCUUUUUUUAAAUGUUAAAUUCAUGGGCAAAAAAUCUGAAAAAAAUUCCUAAUUAGUCUUGAGUGACAUUUUAAAUUUUAAUAAUUAUUUUGAUCAUUUAUUAAAGGGGAGCCAAGCUCCGUCUAUCACCAGUCUUGUGAUUACACAAGUGAAAAAUUUCGCUUGUUCCCUUUUGGGGUCAGUGUACAGACGGAGAGUUAAUAUUAUAUGUAAUAUAAUUGAUAAGAUCUAAAUAAAAUUUAUCUAAUAUUUUUAUAA
Messenger RNA from Monomorium pharaonis (pharaoh ant), 2040 nucleotides. Its product is annotated as major royal jelly protein 1. NCBI's taxonomy places the organism in Eukaryota, Metazoa, Arthropoda, Insecta, Hymenoptera, Formicidae. The coding region runs from base 428 to 1612 and encodes 394 amino acids. Gene Ontology annotation, cellular component: extracellular region. The record is from RefSeq and is a predicted model, not a curated record. The transcript is spliced from 7 exons.